Molecule: messenger RNA, 291 nt
Organism: Punctularia strigosozonata HHB-11173 SS5
Lineage: Eukaryota; Fungi; Basidiomycota; Agaricomycetes; Corticiales; Punctulariaceae
Exons: 1
Molecular function (GO): nucleic acid binding
Source: RefSeq, a predicted model, not a curated record
GAUGGGCACGGCUCACAUGAGACACAUGCAAUCUGCGAGUAUGCAUACCAGCACGGAAUUCUGUUAUUCUGUCUUCCUUCAAAGACAACGCACAAACUUCAGCCCUUGGAUGUAGGUCUUUUUGGACCACUUCAGCGCGAAUGGGCCAAUACAUGCGACGACAUGGCCGCCGUUGGCAUAUCAGUCACGAAAGAUAACUUCGUCGAGACCUACCUCCGAGUUCGCGGACACACACUCAAGCACGAGACUAUUCUUGCAGCAUUCAAGAAAACUGGUAUCCGUCCUUUGGAU